Messenger RNA from Oryzias melastigma (Indian medaka), 2041 nucleotides. It is a transcript of the gene kat7b, whose product is annotated as K(lysine) acetyltransferase 7b. The coding region runs from base 173 to 1921 and encodes 582 amino acids. Gene Ontology annotation, cellular component: nucleus. NCBI's taxonomy places the organism in Eukaryota, Metazoa, Chordata, Actinopteri, Beloniformes, Adrianichthyidae. Gene Ontology annotation, molecular function: zinc ion binding; histone acetyltransferase activity. The record is from RefSeq and is a predicted model, not a curated record. Gene Ontology annotation, biological process: regulation of DNA-templated transcription. The transcript is spliced from 13 exons.
GGAAGUGUAAUUCCUAACUCUACCGGUGGGGGGAAUGUGGCGCAGGUUAGCCCGGCAACAAUGACCAAAAAUCACUAAGAAGUCUCGUUUUUCAUUUCGUUUUCUAACUAUCAUUAUUCUCGGUUGUUGUUUUUCUUUUCACCCACGCAAACUAUCGUUUUUUAAGGUGAACAUGCCUCGCAGACGACAGAGAGCCAUGGCCGGCAGUGUCUCCGAUGGGACUGAAGAUUCGGACUCUUCUGCUGAAAGAGAACAGACCCACAGUUCAGAGAGCGACGGGAACAUGCCGAAACGCCAGCGCCUCACCAGAGCCUCCACUCGCCUCAGUCAAAGCUCUCAGGGUUCGUCAGCGCAGCUCAACAAAUCUAUACGAUGCAGUCAGACGAGCCAUUUUUCUAAAAAGAUCAAAUCUUUUCCACCAGAUACCCCAGACCUGAAGCGAGCCGCCGAGCACGACGAAUCUCCACCGCUGACCCCCACGGGAAACGCCCCCUCAUCUGAAUCCGAGCUGGACAUCUCCAGCCCCAACGCCUCUCACGACGAGAGCCAUACCAAAGACCAGGCCGGCAGGGAUUCAGAUAAAGACCUCUCCCAUCGACCCAAACGCCGCCGCUGUCACGAGACCUACAACUUCAACAUGAAGUGUCCCACCCCGGGGUGUAACUCACUGGGUCAUUUAACAGGGAAACACGAACGCCAUUUUGCGGUAUCAGGGUGUCCUCUUUAUCACAAUCUGUCUGCAGACGAGUGCAAGGUAAAAGCCAUCAGUCGGGAGAAACAAGAGGAGGAAGCAAAGACGCAAGAAGACAACAGUUCACGCCACGCAACUCGUCACCAGACUCCAACACCAAAACAGAGCAAAUACAAGGAACAUGUGGCGGAAAUGAGGAAAGGAAGAAACGCCGGACAGCAGAAGGAACAGAAAGAAAAGCACAUGGAGCAUCGGCAGACACACGGGAACACCCGAGAACCUCUGCUGGAGAACAUCACCAGUGAAUACGACCUGGAGCUUUUCCGGAAGGCGCAGGCUCGGGCGUCGGAAGACCUGGAAAAGCUUCGCAUUCAGGGUCAGAUCACGGAAGGGAACAACAUGAUCAAGACCAUCGUGUUCGGCCGCUACGAGCUGGACACCUGGUACCACUCGCCGUAUCCCGAGGAGUACGCGCGCCUCGGCCGCCUGUACGUGUGCGAGUUCUGCCUGAAGUACAUGAAGAGCCAGACCAUCCUGAGGAGACACAUGGCCAAGUGUGUGUGGAAGCACCCCCCAGGAGACGAGGUGUACAGAAAGAGCUCCAUAUCUGUGUUUGAAGUCGACGGCAAAAAGAACAAGAUCUACUGCCAGAACUUGUGUUUGCUCGCCAAGCUUUUCCUGGACCACAAGACACUUUAUUAUGACGUGGAGCCGUUUCUCUUCUACGUGAUGACCGAGGCGGACAACACAGGCUGUCAUUUAGUGGGAUACUUUUCCAAGGAGAAGAACUCGUUUCUGAACUACAACGUGUCCUGCAUCCUGACCAUGCCGCAGUACAUGAGGCAGGGCUUCGGAAAGAUGCUCAUCGAUUUCAGUUAUCUGCUGUCCAAAGUGGAGGAGAAGGUGGGCUCACCGGAGAGACCUCUGUCAGAUCUGGGUCUCAUCAGCUACAGAAGCUACUGGAAGGAAGUAUUACUCAGAUACAUGUGUAACUUUCAAGGCAAAGAGAUUUCCAUCAAAGAGAUCAGUCAGGAAACGGCCGUCAAUCCUGUGGACAUAGUGAGCACGCUGCAGUCUCUGCAGAUGCUGAAGUACUGGAAGGGGAAGCAUUUGGUGUUGAAACGACAGGACCUGAUCGACGAGUGGAAAGCGAAGGAGAUCAAACGAGGUAACAGCAACAAAACCAUCGACCCCAGCUCGCUCAAGUGGACCCCCCCCAAAGGGACAUGAGGACCCCGACCGUCAGGCUACUGGAAAAGACGGAGAAACACCUUCAGCCUCUCAAACCACAAGUAGCCUAAACGCAUAAGCUUUCAAUAAAGACCAGUGUUCCCUUUCUACUCAUCGCUA